This is a messenger RNA of Paramecium sonneborni, 348 nucleotides long. The record is from the annotation of a GenBank genome assembly. NCBI's taxonomy places the organism in Eukaryota, Ciliophora, Oligohymenophorea, Peniculida, Parameciidae.
AUGAUAUUGGACAAGCAGAAAAAGUAAAUAUAUAUUUAAAAUCUGGAAUUCAAACAAUUAGUUAAAUAGAUUAAAUAUUAUUGCAAACAUAAUAAUUCUUUAAAAAAUGUUAAUAAAAUUAAGGAUUGGAUGAAACAAUAGAAAAAUAUAAAGCUAUUUCUUUUAAAUAGAGGUAAGAAGGAGUAUUUAGAAAGCAUCUAAGAGGAAGAGAUUACAAAAAAAUAACCAUAAUUUGGGUAAUCUAAUUAUGAUUAGAAAAUUAAUUUGAAGUCAGAAUACCUUAAUAAAACAGAAAAUUAUUAAAACUAGAUUUAAAUAUCAUUCAUCAAUUAUACCCUUUUAUGAAUU